AUGUUCAUUUCCUCACUCCCAACUUCUCCCAAUCUCUUCCAACCUCUUCCAACGUCUCCCUACUCCCCCAACCUCUCCUCAGCCACUUCCAAUGUCUCCCUAACCUCUCUCCAACCUCUACCCAAGCUCUCCGCAGCCUCUCCCCGCCACCAACUAGCAGUCAUGGCCGUACACACUCAGGGGGAGAUGGAUGGAAUCUUGAUUGUAACGAUUGCAUUUUCCUUCCAGAUGAGAAGAGGUCAAGCUGAAAAUGUGGGCAGCUUACAAGACACAUCGCUAUCCGUCGAGACGCCCUCUGGUGACGGGCGCGGAGAGACGGGUGGGGCGAGUGGAGAUCAGGUGAACAGACUGGAGAAGGUUGACCAGGGCGAGGACAGCACUGGCGAGCUUGCGGCGGCUUUAUUGCCCAAACCAGAAGCCCUGCAGGGAUCCCUCGGCGCCCUUCCAGCCGGCCAGGCUACUCCCCGCGGCGCCCAUCAAACGCUCCAUGGACAGAACUUUGGCAGGACCACGCCCUCCUGCGCUCUCUGUUCGAGGGAGCGGAAUCUGUGCAGGAUUAUUUCAGGCAUUUUCACCCGCUCCCCGCUGCCCUACGGCUACUCCCUGGUGACUCCAGUGCCUGCAGGCGUGUGUAACCUCACCAUCACCGAGAUGAAGCCCUCCAAGAACUACUUCGCACUGCGACGCUCGGACGGGACCUACAUCCUGAACGGAAACUGGGACAUCAAGACGGCCGGCGAGUACGAGGCAGGCGGCACCACCUUCAUCUACACGCCGGGCAGCGAGGAGCAUGGCGAGCGGCUCUCAGCACCAGGCCCACUAAGAGAACCUGUUGAUUUUAUGUUGAUCUCACAAAGCCCCAACCCGGGAAUCGAGUACGAGUACCGCGUGCCGCUACCCGAGUACGGCGGGAACCCGUCAGCAGUGGGCCUCCCAGGUGCAGCAAGACCUGGGCUGGGGACCAGACCGGUGCCAGGAAUACCAGCAGUGCCAGGACUGCCAGGACUGCCAGCCAGCAGCGUGGUAUCCACUCAAGGACAGCGUCGACCCUUCCCGAGCAACCCCAACCUGUCUUCCAGAACUCCCGGCUACGGUACUAGGAAUCCCGGCCAGGGGUCAGUGUUUCCUUUCGGUAGUGGCAGUGGUGGGCGGCCCACAGACACCUUCAUGCCCCUGACGCCCGUGCUGCAGCCUGUGUUGGGGCCUUCCUCCGGAUUCAACUCCAGCAGCGUGUCGAUAUAUCCCGCAAACCCACACAGCAGCUUGGCCACGAGUCCUGCUGGCACACCGAGAAGGUGGCCGCCUUACCUUGGCAUGCCCCAGGGCUCGGCAGUGGACGCAGCCUCCAGGACUCCAAGCAGAGUCCCUGGCGUGAUUCCCCGCGGCCAGCCCAUCACGCCGCUCACCCCCUCACGCACAGGGUCCCUCCCUCGCCCUUGGAGGCCCGGCUUAAGCUCCCCGGAGAGGGGACGUGCCUCACCGGUCCCAGGGAGUCCGUUUCUGCAGGGUCAACCCUUCCCGAGGGGCACUGCAGGCAACACGGUGUCGUCCAUAGGUGUAGGGAAAGGACUGCCGGGCCUUGAGAGGGAAGUGAUUGUCAGCUCCGAGAGCAGCGGCAGGGACGGAAGACUCCUGACAGCCUCGAGGGACGGCGGGAGACAAACGCUGUAUAAGGCCACCAACCACCACAGAGUGCAGCCAGGCAAGGCCACCACCGCAGCGCCUGUGUCCACUCACAGGACCCGCCAUCGACACGGCCUUCAAGGGACUCAAAGCAGAACUAAAGUGCCAGGGAAGGCUUCGCAGUUCCCCACCUUCGAUCCUGACGUGCAGCUGACCCAACCCAAGGCCGCCGUGCAGCCCACCACCAACGCCACGGACUCCACCGGGACCUCGAGUAUCAGGGGUGAGGAAGAAGGCCGCCACCGCCACCGCCAUAAACAGAACGGAGAGAGGAGGCCCGGCAAGAACAGGCGCAAGGACAGGACGCGUCUACGAGUGCGAGGAGGCAGAUUCCAAUGGGCUGAAAAGGGGCUUACUACUUGCUCCAGACCCUGUGGUGGAGGCAACCAGACAGUGAUCUUGUCAUGCGAGAGGAAGAGGAACAAGAAGGUGGUGGCGGACCGUCGCUGCUCCCAUCUGCCACGUCCUGAUGCUCGCUUCGUUCUGUGCAACCUGAACCCUUGUCCUGCAGAGUGGGUGCCGGGCGAGUGGGGGCCGUGCAGCGUGACGUGUGGCAUGGGGGUGCAGAUUCGACCCACCGUGUGCCAGCGUGUGGUGUCGCCGACCCUCACACUCACGGUUCCAGACGGUUCCUGCCGCUCCCCGCCCACCGUCGCCACCUCGCAGGUGUGUGAGAUGGGACCCUGCAGGAGCACCAACCCGACGUGGGAGGCGGGGCCGUGGACCAACUGCUCUGCGCCGUGUGGCCUGGGUACCCGCUCCAGGAAGGUGGCGUGCAUCGUGGAAGGCCUGGCUGUGGCUGACGACCGCUGCAGCCUCGGCGCUCGGCCCGUGAGGGAGGAGGUUUGUGACAUGGGCUCCUGCGCCACCAACACCUGGUUUUUCUCUUCUUGGUCUGAACAGUGCUCGGAGCCGUGUGGGGCAGGCGUGCAGACGAGGAGAGUGCAUUGCCUGGCAGGCGACACACAGACCUCCUGCCCCGCGUCAGAACGACCCGACGCCACCAGACCGUGUACAGGAUUGAUUGGCUGCGGAGGCCAGUGGUUUGUUGGCUCGUGGGGUGAGUGCAGUGAGCUGUGCGGUGCUGGGCGGGAAACGCGGCCCGUGCUGUGCGUCAUCCACGUGCAGACGCGGUGGAAGGUGGUGGGCGACUCGCAGUGCCACGGGAGCGAGAGGCCUCAGGACGACAGGGAGUGCAACGUUCAGCCAUGUUUGCCUGUCUGGUACACCUCCAGCUGGUCGCAGUGCUCUACGUCGUGUGGCGGCGGAAUACAGCGGCGCGAGGUGACCUGUCUGGACGUGCACCGCCACGCCUCUCCGGACUGUGACAACGCCACCAAGCCCGACGCCCGCCGCCCCUGCCACCUCCACGCCUGCUCCGACGAUGCCCCGCGCCCCGCCCACGCCCCCGUUGAAGGUGAAGGCGCUCUAGGCAAUUCAGAGUCCGCUGAGUACGAGGGAGGCACCGAAGGAGGGCAUGAAACAUCUCCGGGAGCCUCAGGACACUUCAGACACACGGGGGAAGCUGGCAGGGAGACAACAGAGAUGACUGAGGCCGAGAGGGAGGAGGCGGAAAAGGAAGAGAAGGAGGAGGAAAAUAUAGAUCCUUUAAGGGCAGUAACGGUAGAGGAGGAGGAGGAGGAGGAAGAAGAAGAAGAGGAAGGAGAAGAGGAGGAGGUACAAGGCAGGGAGGAAGAAAACGAGUUGGAUGAGACGACUGAAGACAACCUUGGUAAUCUUCCUGAAGGAGAUGCACAAGGUGACGAGUCCUUUGCUGACGAGGGGGAAGAAGAGGAGGCGGAGGAGGAACUGGUGCAGCGAGAGGAGGAGGAGCAGGAGCGCGAAGAAGAGAAGCAGAAGAGAAAGAAGAGGAAGCGGAAGAAAGAAGGAAAGAAGGACAGGAGAGUGGAGAGUGAAGGAGCAUUGUCUGCCAGUAAUAGUAACAGGAGAAUAACUGCCGUCUCUCAGAAGCCUUUGUGCAUUGACCGCAUCAAGAACUGCCACCUGGUAUUCCGUGCUCGCCUCUGCCGCCUCAAGUACUACAACAAACUGUGCUGCAGGACCUGUACCACCACUUGAGCUGAUGCUGUUGCUACUGCCACUACUACUUCCACUACUAUUACUACUGUCGCCUGAUUCACCACCUCCUGCACCCUAGUGAUAUACACGCCACUACCACCACAACUGUUGCUGCUACAGCAACAACAACUACUGU
Scylla paramamosain (green mud crab) is the source of this 3898-nucleotide messenger RNA. RefSeq lists its product as uncharacterized. The coding region runs from base 1 to 3762 and encodes 1253 amino acids. NCBI's taxonomy places the organism in Eukaryota, Metazoa, Arthropoda, Malacostraca, Decapoda, Portunidae. The record is from RefSeq and is a predicted model, not a curated record. The transcript has 17 exons. Gene Ontology annotation, biological process: proteolysis; extracellular matrix organization. Gene Ontology annotation, cellular component: extracellular matrix. Gene Ontology annotation, molecular function: metalloendopeptidase activity.